Gastrolobium bilobum is the source of this 3864-nucleotide messenger RNA. RefSeq names its product FRIGIDA-like protein 1. Lineage: Eukaryota; Viridiplantae; Streptophyta; Magnoliopsida; Fabales; Fabaceae. The record is from RefSeq and is a predicted model, not a curated record. Bases 15 to 2135 code for a protein of 706 amino acids. The transcript is spliced from 3 exons.
ACAAACAAACAAGAAUGGCCACAUUGAAGACUAUCUCUGCAGCUCUGAAACUGGUUGACGCCAAGAUAGAGAAUCUGAAGAAAGCCUACAAUGAUCUUCAAUCUCACUCUCCUCUCCUCUCCUCUUUCCCUCUCGAUUGGUCUCACCUCGAUUCUCACUUCACCUCCAUCCACAGCACCCUCAAUCAACGCUUCCUCCUCCUUCAAUCCCUCGAAUCCCAACAACAACAACAACCACCAAACCAAAACCCCAACCCUAAUGACCCAUCUCCCUCUACAUCAAAAUUACCCGACCCGAACCCCAAAAACCCGAACUUUCCAUCUCUCCCUAAGGACCCAUCUUCAUCUUCCAACCCAACAACCCAAAACGGAACGGUUGCGUCGCCCUCGGAACAUGCGGUAGAGUUGAGUGCGCUGUGCAAGAAGAUGGAUGGAAAGGCGUUGAGGGAUUAUAUUGCGGAUAGUUUCAGGGACAAUAUUGCCAUUAAAGUUGAGCUUCAAAGUGCCCUCAAGUGUGCCUCGGAUCCUGCUGCCAUGGUUUUUGAUUCCUUGGAUGGGGUUGUUGGUGCAAAUGCAGUGAGCGAUGACAAGGAUCUGCGCAGAUUGAAGAGGAGUUGCAAUUUAUUGCUUCAACAAUUGAGGGUUUUGUCUCCAAAUAUGAGUUUUAAUGUCAGGAAGAAAGCGAAGGCGUUGUUUGCAGAGUGGAAAGGAAGCUUUGUGGGUGAUAAUUCUGAUUCAAUUGGUGCCAUGGCUUUCUUGCAUUUUGUGGCGGCCUAUGGGUUGCUUUCUGAAUUGAGCACGAAUGCGCUUACCACUUUUUCUGCUAUGGCUGCGUGUUAUUAUGAUGAGCUUCCUGAGCUGUACCAGAUUCUUGGUUUGACAGAUAAAGUUCCAGAACUUGUUCAGAAACUUAUUGAUAGGGGCAAACAUGUUAUGGCUGUCAAGUAUAUUUUUCAAUUUAAUCUUGCUGACAAGAUCCCACCAGUUCCCAUUUUGAAAGCUCAAGUGAAUGAGUCUGAGAAACUUGCUAGAAGACUUUCCGAGGAAGGAAAGUCACGGAGUGAGAUCACAGCCAGAGAGAUCCAUGCUCUGAGAUCUGUAAUUAGGAUUAUUGAGAAUCAUAAUCUUGAAUCUGAAUUUCCACGUGCAAGCAUUGAACAGCGUAUAGAGCAAUUGAAGAAGGAUAAAGGAAAUAAAAAACACCAUGUACCAGCUUUUGGUGGAAAGCCUCCUCAGCAAGAAAGUGGGAUCAAGCGUCCUCGAAUAUCUGCUCCAGCUGGUCCUGCAGCUGUUCUGAACAAUUCAGCCAUACACCGGUACCAACAAUCUCAUUUCCAGUCAGCAGGUUUGUUGCCAGAACAUUCAAAUCCAUACAUGAGAUUGCCAGCCACGCCAUUUGGCAUGAUGUCCACAACCCCAACCCCAGCCAUCCCGCCUUAUGCAGGUCCUUCAACUGGGCCUUAUGGUCUUGAUGGUGUCCCAAUGGAUCCGAGUGGUCCUUCAACUAGGCCUUACGGUCUUGAUGGUGUCCAUAUGGAUCCCAGUGGUCAUUCAACUAGGCCUUAUGGUCUUGAUGGUGUCCCAAUGGAUCCCAGUGGUCAUUCGACUAGGGCUUAUGGUCUUGAUAGUGUCCCAAUGGAUCCCAGUGGUCAUUCAACUAGGCCUCAUGGUCUUAAUAGUGUCCCAAUGGAUCCCAGUGGUCAUUCAACUAGGUCUCAUGGUCUUGAUAGUGUCCCAAUGGAUCCCAGUGGUCAUUCAACUAGGCCUUAUGGUCUUAAUAGUGUCCCAAUGGAUCCCAGUGGUCAUUCAACUAGGCCUUAUGGUCUUCAUAGUGCCCCAAUGGAUCCCAGUGGUCAUUCAGCUAGGCCUUAUGGUCUUCAUAGUGCCCCAAUGGAUCCCAAUGGUCCUUCAGCUCGGCCUUAUGGUCUUGAUGGUGUCCCAAUGGAUACCAGUGGUCCUUCAACUGGGACUUAUGGUCUUGAUGGUGUCCCAAUGGAUCCCAGUGGCAACCCUGGUCAAGGCAGUUCUUAUCCAAAUUCAUCAGAGCCACAUGUGCAGACUGGUUACUAUGAUAGAGUCUCUGAUUAUGGUGGUUAUGGUCUGCAAUAUUACUACCCAACAUCUUAUCCUCAGUAGAUCAACAAAUUGCAUUCUCUUUUCAAUAUUGUGCUCCUGGGUUGGUAUUAUAUUUUCUUUGUAGCUUUGUACUUCUGGCUUUUGGUUAUUAAAAGCACAAGUUGCUUUGUUGAUCGGCAUGAUUAUAGGACAAGAACUAGAUUCAGUAAUUAAGAAUUGUGAGGGAAUAUUUAUUUUCACAAAUUUACUUACUUAAAUCAUUUUGCAUCCACUUGAUUCCUUUUAGAUUAAUCAUGGUAUUCUUUAAACUUCUCUUUCUUGCUCUUCCCCACUGCCUAGCUUUUAUUGUUUUUGCUAAGCAAUGAAAUUUUUUGAGUGUUUCGAAAGUAAAGCCCUCAUGAAUAUAAACUUCCCAUAUUUGUAUUAGUUGUAUUUUUGCUUGUGAGUUACUUAUUAUACUAGUCUAAUGUUGAUUCAGGACUGCAUAAUUUUUUUAUUCUCUCACACCCUAGUUAAUAAGUAAAAGCAAGAUAUAUAUUUAAGGCAGUUAUCGGUUAACCUUUUAAAAAUUUAUCAAUGGGAUGGAAAGUGUUCAGUAUUAUGCCAUACUUGGACACCUCUCUGGAUUUUAACUUUGGUUUGGUUGCCUCUCGCUGUAAACAGAAACUUGCUUUUAUAUUUAAAGAAAAUCUCGUCCAAUGAUGUCAUAGAGUAAUCAUUCCUGAAGCUUUAACGUAAAAGCCUAGGAGAAUUGUGUUGAUUGUUCUCAUCUAUGCACCAUCCACAUGGAUGGCAAAAUACAAGAUGUAUUUUUUUUGGGUUAAUUUCCUGUAUAAAAUUUCUUUCUUCUCACGUCUUUUCUUUUUCAUCUCCUCACCAUUAGUCAUAUUUCGUGGAUGUCCUUUCAAGUUACAAAUAGGAAUGGUAUUCUGCAAUUUCUCAUCUCUGGUUUCUCUGUUUUCCUUCGUGUUUUGUGCCAUUUACAAUUGUCCUGUAUGUAAGACAAAGUUAAUCUGUUGGCUGUAUUUUCUUCUUUUGCACAUGGCCUGUGAAGAAAAGAAUAAAAAAAAUUAAAAUUCACUGUCUUUGGAUUUGAAAUUCAAUCCAAUUUCAUUCUUUUAUGUAUUUUGAACUAAUUCAUAUAUUUUGAUGGUGAAGGGUGCUUAUUAUGGAUUAUGGUUCUCACUGAUCAUCUGUAUGUACAGAUUAUGUCUCAUAGUCUAUUCAACAAUUGAUUUGUUGACAACUUGACAUCUGAUGGAUAAUUUUGUAUUCCUUGCCUGUGAUUAGCAGAACUAGUUCAAUUUGAUUAACUUAUAGCUUAAGUAGAUGUGAAUGAAUUGAUGCUAAAUGUCAUUUCGCUAGUGGUUUUUGGUCGAAUCAUGCAACUUGUCUGGGUUGCCAUCACUCAUCAGUCACAAAUUGUUGAAUUACUUAGCCUUGGGCCAGUCCCCUUGGUCUUGAAUUCAAGGUGUGUGUUACGGUGCAAAUGUAAGGCAAUAAACUCUUGGGCUGUCUGUAAGUUUGUCUAUAGAUGUUGUAUCAUUUAAGCAUGAAGUCGGGAGAAAGUUAGAACAGUGUAUGGUAGAAAAUAAAGAAAUUUGCUAACAGGAGUUGGCUCAGCUUGUAACACUCCGCCAAUGGCAAAUGCAUGGCUUGAGUUGGUGGCUUAUUUGUAAGUUUGGUGGAUGUACUCACUAUUACUAAGCCUGUGGGCCUAUGUUAUGUACACCUAUUUUGAAAGAAAAUAGGAGAUUUGAAUUCAACUGAAGAAAUUCUGGCUCAAGUA